ACUACUACUACCACCCAAAAUCCUAACGGAGACCGCCCCCGCUACCACCAAACCCUAGCCGCCGUGCCUGCCGGAGAUGGACCAACCCACGCCGCCCCCGCGCCGCCCGCUCUUCGACCUCAACAUCGCCAUGGACGAGUUCGGGGAGGAGGAGGAGGAGGAGCCCCAUGAGGUGCUCGAGGAAGAAGUACUAGUCGAGGAGGAGCAAGUGCUAGUCGAGGAGGAGGAGGAGGAGGAGGAUCCCCAGGAGAUGAUCAUGGAGGAGGACGAGGAAGACGCCAUCGUCGAGAAGGAGGUCGUCGAGGUGGCGGGGGGAGGAGGGGAGGACGAGGGGAGGCGGAAGAGGAGCAAGGAGUACGAGGUCUUCGUCUUCGGCCUCCCGCGGGAGGCCACGGAGGACCAGGUCGCGGGGGCGCUCGCCGAGGCUGGCGAGGUCGACCAGGUGCGCCUCGUCCGGGAUCCCGCUGACCCGAGACACAACAAGGGCUUCGCCUUCGUGCGCUUCAGAGAGGUCUGGCAGGCGAGGUGGGCCGCCAACGACCUACGCACCGCCAUGAUAAAGGGAAAAACUUGUGGAAUAUGCAAGAACAAUGAUAAUGAGACCCUUCAUCUGAGAAAUAUCUGCUUCGAUUGGUCAAAAGAUGACUUAGCUGAGAAGCUGAAAACUUUUGAGUUGGAAAACCUCGAAGAUAUCAAUUUAAUUGAGAAUCCGGAUAGAAGGGGGAAAAAUAGGGGCUAUGCAUUUCUAGACUUCAGCUCACAUGUGGAUGCGGUGGCUGGAUUUCUUAAAUUACAGAAGAAAGAUUUGUAUCUUGGUACUGAUGUUAGAGCGCAGAUAUCAUUUUCAAACACAAUUUCACAAGAUGAUAAGAUUAUGGAAAAGGUAAAGUCUGUUUUCUUGGAUGGCUUACCACCUCAUUGGGAUGAAGACGACGUGAGGGAAAAGUUUGGAAAGUUUGGUGAAAUUGAUAGUAUACAACUUGCUAGAAAUAUGUUUACGGCAAAACGUAAAGAUUUUGGUUUCAUCAGCUUUACUACAAGACAAGCGGCUUUAGAUUGCAUUGAUAUGGUCAAUAAAGGUCGUUUUGGUGAAGGUAGCGCAAAGGUUCGUAUGAAGGCUACCUUACAAAGACCAAAACCUACUUUCAAAAAGCAUUCAUGGCAAGGUGAUAGUCACAUGUUGGGCGUCAGAAGAGGAUUUAUUGGCAAAAAUUAUGGUGAUAGAGAGCCCCACCCGAACAGAUUCAGGCAUUUUAGUCCUGAAAGGCGUGCUUAUUCAAAUAAUCAUGCUCAUAGCAACUACCGUCACCAACCUAUGGUUGGCAGGUUGCCUCCUAUGGCAGUUCAUGAUGGAGAAAGACCUGUUUCAGUGCGAGAAUACAGGUCUUACUACAGAAGAGAUUCUACAGUACCUGACCCCGGCCAUAAAUAUGGGAGGAUGCACCCGGGAACCAGAACCCGGGAUGGUUAUGUUGAGAGUCGGUAUGCUCAUAAAUAUCCAAAACAUAAGCAUGCAGCAUAUGAAGCAUCCAUGCAAGGAGAUGAAUACAGCAGGAGUAAAUAUAGACAUUCUUACGUGGAGAGGACACAUAGCGAAACUUGCCCAGAAUGCAUUCGAGGUGAUCAUAACUCCAGUGCUUAUCAGAAUGGCCAUUACUCCAGCGGUGACAAAGCUGGUAACCGCUAUCAGAGUCAGAAUGGUGAAGAAUUUUCUGCAACCAGUGGAUCUGAGAAGGCCUACUAUAAGACAGACCAUGAGCUCGCGCCUUCAACUUCCCAAGUAGCAUCUCAGCGCAAGGAACCCUAUCGCGAGGUGGAACCUGAGUUGUUGCCUUCAAGUCCUCCUGCUAUGUGUGAUUGUAAUGAAUGCUACAAGGAGCAAAAGUCAGCAGCCCCUUCAAGCUCUCAAAGUGAGAUAGCUAGAACUCAUUUAAAUCCUCAAGUUCCUCCCCAUCGCCGGAUUGCUAAACCUUUUCAUGACCAGCGGAGCUUUGUUCCUGAUGAGUAUGAUGAGGUGGAGUACACAAUCAGGGAACGCAGAGGCCGAUAUUUAUCUUCAAGAGAUGAGUCUAGUACCCACCCCAGGAAAUAUCCUAGGCAAGGACGAUGAGUCUCCAAAGCUGUCACAUGAUAGAAGAGCUCCUAUAGUUCGCCUCUGUUAUAGGAUUUUAUUUACAUUGCAUUAAGUUGCGAUCUACCCGUGUGAAUUGUAGAUGUCUCUUUGAUGCGGAAUCGCACCGAAGGACAGAAGUAUGGCAUUCUGAGUUAUGACAGAUGUAACUCCCCAACAUCACAUUUUUUUGGCCUCUUGUUUCCAUCAUCAUAUAGGGGCGAUGCUCUGAUGCACACCAAAUAGAAAACAGUUGUUUUA
Molecule: messenger RNA, 2371 nt
Organism: Lolium perenne
Lineage: Eukaryota; Viridiplantae; Streptophyta; Magnoliopsida; Poales; Poaceae
Molecular function (GO): RNA binding
Source: RefSeq, a predicted model, not a curated record